This is a messenger RNA of Jatropha curcas, 2179 nucleotides long. RefSeq names its product two-pore potassium channel 3. NCBI's taxonomy places the organism in Eukaryota, Viridiplantae, Streptophyta, Magnoliopsida, Malpighiales, Euphorbiaceae. Gene Ontology annotation, biological process: stabilization of membrane potential; potassium ion transmembrane transport. Gene Ontology annotation, cellular component: plant-type vacuole membrane; plasma membrane. The record is from RefSeq and is a predicted model, not a curated record. Gene Ontology annotation, molecular function: outward rectifier potassium channel activity; potassium ion leak channel activity.
GUGUUGGUUCAAUCCGAUAAAAAACCCAACGGUGCCCUGAUUACAAUGAAGGCUUGUGUGGUCACGCGCUUCCGUCAAUUGAGUUAACAAUCCUCACAUCCCCUCCGCUCCAGUUUAGCUUCCCUCAUGCCGUUUACCUCUCCAACUGCAAAAGACCGAAUCAUACUCCUUCGUCUUUCCCUCUCUCCCUCUCAAAAACUCACGCGCGCAUACACACUCCGCCUCUCUUUCUAUAUGUACUAGUUUUAUUUUCUUUGAACCUCUAUUGCUUCCAUUCUUGGAUUCUUGUUUUUCUGUCUCUUUCAGUUCUUGGAUUCUUGGAUUCUUCCUUUUGCUUUCUUUGAUAUGGAUAAAGAGCCGUUACUUCCAUUUCAAAGUCCUCGAAGAAAAACGCCACCCCAUCUAGCAACACUGCUUUCCUCUCUGCCUGAGCAUGAUGAAGUUUCUCUCCCUCUCCCUAUUACUCCAUCAAACCUUAAAGAACGCCUUAUUUUUGGCCCUGCUGUCUCUUCUUCCCCUAGAGACACUUCUCCAAUUGUUGACGCUUUGACACUCUCUCAGCGCUCACCAAAAUCUUCGUCUUCCAAUCAAGAAUUUAGUGCAAUUAUCCCAGAAUCACUGCAACAGUCUUGGUUGAUUGACCCCAAUUAUUCAUGGAGAAAGACUAAUCUCCACAGGUCUAAAACAGCGCCAGCUAUGGCUGUGAUUAACGAUAGUAGCCAUCCUCCAUUAACCAAGCCUCCGUUUGGCGAGUCUCAAUCAAUAAUUCGGCAAGCUUUUAUUCUAUUGGUAUUAUAUUUGUCUUCUGGUGUGGUAAUAUAUUGGUUUAACCGUGAAAAUUUCGUUGCAAAUGAAACGCAUCCAGUUGUUGAUGCUUUGUAUUUUUGUAUUGUCACAAUGUGCACCAUCGGAUAUGGGGAUAUCACCCCAAAUAGCACUUCCACUAAAUUAUUUUCUAUAUUGUUUGUGUUGGUUGGAUUUGGAUUCAUUGAUAUUCUGCUUUCUGGGAUGGUAAGUUAUGUGCUUGAUUUGCAAGAGAAUUAUCUAUUGAGGAAUGUUCAGAGAGGAAACGACAGAGAUGCUGCCGGCUCUGUUAUAAUUGAUGUGAAGAAAGGGAGAAUGAGGAUAAGGAUGAAGGUCGCAUUGGCAUUAUGUGUAGUGGUUUUGUGUAUUGGAAUUGGUGUUGGCGUUAUGCAUUUUGUGGAGAGACUUGGCUGGUUAGAUUCACUGUAUCUCUCUGUUAUGUCAGUUACAACUGUUGGUUAUGGUGAUAGAGCAUUCACAUCAUUGCCAGGUCGUGUAUUUGCUUCCAUUUGGUUGCUUGUGUCUACACUUGCAGUGGCUCGAGCAUUUUUAUAUUUGGCUGAGGCAAGAGUGGAUAAACGGCAUAGGAGGAUGGCAAAAUGGGUACUUGGUCAAAACAUGACUGUUUCCGAGUUUCUUGCUGCAGAUAUUGACCAAAAUGGCUUUGUAAGUAAAUCAGAAUAUGUGAUAUACAAGCUCAAGGAGAUGGGAAAGGUUUCAGAUAAAGAUAUUUUGCAGAUAUGCCUGAAGUUUGACAAGCUAGAUAUAGGAAACUGUGGGAAGAUAAGUCUUGCUGAUCUGAUGGAAAGUAACCAUUGAUGCGCAAGUGCCCUCGAAAUAGUAUUCAGUGGUAAUACUGGAGCAUGAGAAUGUUACAGGACGAUGAAUUUAAGGACUAGUUAAGGUUCUAAUUCAAUAGACAAUGGUCUCUAAAAUGAAUUUUGGAACUGAAUAUCUGAUAUUCUUCGUCAUAUCCAUUCUGACCUAUCCAAUCAGUUUGGCAUCUUGUAAGAUGAAAGAACCUCAUAGACAGAAUACUUCAUAGUUCGGUUGCCUGUCAAAUUGCAGAAACCAGUCAAAUGCCAAAGGCUUUUGCAGUUUUCAGCAACUUGGCUAUCUAGCAAUCGUGAUACUGGUUGGUUGACAAAAAGGUUUCGAUGAAUGGAUCAUGCUCACUGGUCCUUAGCAUUGGGAUAUUGGAUUAACUCUUCAGCAGAUGCCAAGUGAUAAAGCUGAGUUAUUGUAUAAAUAUGCCUGUUCAUGUUUUGCUUGUGAAGUUCUCUGUGGCUUUACAGGAUGAAUAUAAAUUGCAUGAAAUGAAGGUGGGUUCUCCCUCACACAUAUAUAUAUAUAUAUAUAUGGGAUAUUUCCCUCA